Fulvia fulva is the source of this 876-nucleotide messenger RNA. RefSeq lists its product as uncharacterized. The transcript is spliced from 6 exons. The record is from RefSeq and is a predicted model, not a curated record. Bases 1 to 876 code for a protein of 291 amino acids. NCBI's taxonomy places the organism in Eukaryota, Fungi, Ascomycota, Dothideomycetes, Mycosphaerellales, Mycosphaerellaceae.
AUGUCUUCCAAGCACCGCAAGAGAGAAUCAGGCAGAGCUCCGCGCAUUCCACCGUUAGACCCCGAAGAGGUCCAGAUAUUAAGCAGGGUCGAGUACGACAAAGGGAGACUAGAUGCUUUCUUGCGCACUCUCCAGAAGUAUCCGAUGGAUGGACCAGCUUGGAGCAACGCUGUACAAUGCACAUACCAGCUCCUGAGACGCAUGCACGUCGCAGGAGAAGAAAACAUCGCCAAGAUCGGCGGUGUCCUCGCAGCGAACCAGAAGAUCAUUGCAGAUCCAGAGUUCCAUUCCUUACUCCGCACGAUCGAGACCAGGCGUCAAUGCCCCGGCUUCGCAGACGCUGUUGAGAAAGCCACUACCAAUCCGGGUGGUAAGGCUGCGUUGGCCGAGCUCAGCAAGUAUCUCACCGCGGUGAGGCACGCCAUGGACAAGAAUGCUGCUUUCUUCGAGUGUUACUUGAUUUGCCUGGCGCCAGAUCUGAGCCCCAUCGACCGUCCUCCGCCCCGUACCGGUAUCAGGGGUUUGAUGGGGGAGUUGACUCGGAAGGAAGUAGCCAAAGGGCGGAAAAGGCCAGGAAAGAGAGACUUCAACGACGAGGUGCGCUAUCUCGGCAAUGCUCCGGGUGAGCUGCACAUCGCUCCUGACGAGGUCCGCCACCCAGAUAGCCCACCGCCAUUCCCAAAAAGCGUAGAUGAGAGCUACGAAGGAACCGAAGGAUCGGAGCAUUGCAAAUCCAAGGGUCGAGAUGUGUACGAGUCGACGCUCGAGAAGUUUGAGGACCUUGAUAUGAAUGUCCCAAGAAUUGAGGGCCUGAGGCAAAUGAUCUCCCGUAUUACGGUGCGCCUGAUGCACCGAAGUAGGGCGAUGGAGAACUGA